UUUUUUUUUUUGCUGUAAACUAUUUUAAUUUAUUCAAAUAUCAAUACAUAUUUAUAUCGCUUACAUAAUAAUAUAGUUUCCUAUGUCUGGCCAAAGACAACAACUAUCCAAUUUUGACGAUCUUGCAGACAUUGAUAAUGCUACAGAAGAAAUACUCGCUACGACACUUCGUGAUCGAUUUUUAAAAGAUCAAAUAUAUACUCGAGUUCGAAAUUCAUUAUUCGUUGUUAUCAAUCCAUAUAAGGAUGCUCGUGAAACCAUUCAAGAAACAAGUGAAUGCUAUUUGGCUGAAUAUAAAGCAACAGAUCACAAUAAAGACCACUCAUUACCAGUACAUAUUUUUCAAUAUAUCAAUCAGAUUUAUUUUCAUAUGCGUCGUACCGGAAGUGAUCAAUCUAUCAUAUUUAGUGGCUUAUGUGGAAGUGGAAAAUCUGAAAUGCAUCAAUGGACAUUAUAUCAUCUUAUCACCCUAAGUAAUCCUAAAAAGCCAUCCAAGACUCAAGAGCUUAUUCAAAAAGUAUAUGGUAUCUUGGAAGCUUUUGGACAUGCCAAAACAACUUUUAAUGAAAAUGCUUCAUGCUUUGGAAAAUAUCUUGAACUUCAGUUUAAUGAGCGAGGUCGUAUGAUUGGGGCAAAAUUUCUUGAUUAUAUGCUUGAAAAAUCGCGCAUUGCUCAUACAUCUGGAGAGGAACGAAAUUUUCAUGUUUUCUAUUAUCUCUUACAUGGUUCUUCUCCCGAAGAAAAGUCUGCACUUCAUCUGAAUAAUUCAUCAUUAUAUUCAUACUUAUUUAAAUCGAGAGAGGCAGCAAGAUUAACUGCUGGUCUUAUCAGUGAGGAUGCUGAAAAAUAUAGGGAGCUUAAACAACUUUUAAAAUCUUUAGGGAUAAACAAGUCAAAGCUAUUUCAAGUAAUGCAAAUCCUUGCUGCUAUUUUACAUUUAGGCAAUUUACAAUUUAUAGACGAUCCUACUAACGCACAGGAUUCGGCUAUCGUUAAGAAUACGCUUGAACUAGAGAUGACUGCAGAGUUAUUAGGCGUUGAACCAAGGGCCCUCGAGACGUGUCUUAGCUACCAAACAAAACUCAUUAAACGUGAUUUAACAACUAUUUUCCUUAAUGCAGAACAAGCUGCAAAUCAACGUGAUGCACUUGCUGAGACACUCUAUUCCCUACUUUUCUCCUGGUUGAUCGAGAUUGUCAAUAAAAAAUUAUAUAAAUCCGAAUUUCAUAAUUUUAUAUGCAUCGUUGAUUUCCCAGGUGUAAGCCCGACUAAUUCAAAUGCAUCUUAUGAACAAUUUCGUUCACUCUAUAUGAAUGAAAAAUUGCAUCAUUUUAUGCUUCAACAGCUCUCGGAGAGGAAUACGGAUGUUUAUUCUUUACUAGGGAUAACGCCAAAUGACUUGUCAAGUACCAUCUAUAACGAUUCCUGUAUACAGCUCUUUGAUGAUCCUCAUCAUGGCUUGUUAGCAUCCUUGUGCAAGUCAUCUGCUACAGCAGAGAGUAGCCCUGAGCGCUGCUUAGAUGAUUUUAAACAACAUUAUCGUAAAGAUCCAGUUUUGGGUUUAAAACCUAUAUCAUCCAAUGAUACAUCUUUUACUAUUCAGCAUUUUACAGGAACAGUAACUUAUUCUACUCUUGAAUUUGGUAUACGCACGAGGGAGAUAAUCUGUGCUGAUUUUAUAUCUUUAUUCAAUCCACAAGAUCACAAUAGUCCAUACGAUCUUCCAACUAAUAAGCUGGUCACUAAAUUAUUUUCUCGAAGAUUGACUUUGGCCCAAGAACAUCCUAAUGGCAUUGACAGUGUAGCAGGUCAACAACUUGAAACACCCCAUCGACCAUCAUCCUCUAUGAAUCAAAAAUCAGCAGAACAUAUUGUAAAUGUAAAGACAACUGGAGAGACAGUUAUAUUAACCGAGAGGCCCCUUUCACUUAAAACGAACGUAAACAGAGCGAAUGAAUUAAAAGAGGGCGUUCAAGGCAUCAUGUUGACUUUACAUUCCACAAAAUCAUGGUCUAUUCUCUGUCUUCGUUCAAAUGAUUUAUUAUUGCCCAAUUCAUGUGAUCAUAAGAAACUUGUAGCCCAGAUAAAGACAUUUCAAUUAUUACCAUUCGUAUUGAAAGCAAAACAUGAGUAUUCAAUUCAACUUGAUUUACAAGAAUUUUGCGAACGAUAUGCUGAUUUGAUUUAUGCUACUUCAGUUGACUUGGAUGCAGAAUCUGUAGAUAAAUUGCUUGCAUUGAAAGAAGCUUUCCAAUGGAAUGAAAAAAUGAUAUUACACGAUACUCUGAAGGUUUAUUUAACAGAAACAUCAUGGACAUUUUUAGAAAACAAAUUGCGUUUUAAUGAAAAACGAGAGCAACGAAUAGCAAGAUGUAUUGCCAAGGGAAUACCAUAUGAGGAUGUAAUUGAUACGAUGAGUCAAACAUGCUCACAAUUUAUUCCUCAUUCCUGUAGAUCGAUAACGGAGACAAACUCUAUUUAUUCAGAGGAACUCUUUGACAGCUAUCAUGAUGAAGAGUCGAAUUCCACCUGUACUCAUAUUUGCAAUAGUGUACUUGACACAACAGCUAUAAAUAAUGUAAAUAAUAAUGAUCAAAAAAAUGACAAUAGUCUACAUACAACAACCUCGAGUAGUAAAAAGAAGCAGAAAAGGAAAAGGAAGAGUAAAUCAAGAAAUUGUUGGCUUACGCUAACAUGGAUGACAACAUGGUGGAUACCAAGUUUUAUUAUGAGUUAUAUAUGUGGUAUGCGACGAUCAGAUAUACGCAUGGCUUGGCGAGAGAAAGUGACACUUUGUCUCCUCAUCUUUUUAUUAUGUGCCAUCAUGGUUUGGUUUAUUGCUUUCUUUGGUCGCCUCGUAUGCCCUCAUCAAGACCUUUAUACGCAAUCUGAAUUACAAGCAAGAAGUUAUCGAGACGAUGCUUAUGUAGCUAUUCGUGGGGAAGUCUUUGAUCUAACAUCAUUUGCGCCUCGUCAUUGGGCCUCUGAAGUAAUAUCUACACAAGUUUUGUUUCAAUACGCAGGGCAGGACGCAAGUGAUCUCUUCCCAGUUCAAGUCUCUGCAGUUUGUGAUGGAGUCAACGGCGUUGUACCCAAGGAAGUGACGCUAGAGGCCUAUAUUAAUAUUACAGAUUCAAAUGCAAUCUAUCAUGAUUUUAGAAGUUUCCAAGAUGAUUAUCGUCCGGAUUGGUAUUUUGAACAGAUGGUCUACCUGAGACGCAACUAUCGCAUUGGCUUUAUGGGGUAUGAUCCUGAAGAUAUUAAAAAUCAAGCUACCUUCCCUGUACAGAUUGGUGGGAUUAAUACAAAGAGACAAUGGGCUAUUAUUCACAAGAACGUAUAUGAUUUAACCUCUUACAUGCUGGGUCAUCGUACACCUCGUGUCCCUGAGGGCCAACAGGUACCGACGGAUAUCGAUGUCGACUUUAUGGAUAAUUCAAUUACAGAGUUAUUUAGACAAUUAGCAGGUACAGAUAUUUCCGCUCAUUUUGAUGCCCUACCAUUAGAUAGAGUCGUAAGAGAACGUCAAAUGACUUGUCUACGUAAUCUCUUUUUCGUUGGUAAAGUCGAUACGCGUAACUCAUUCCAAUGUCUCCUGUCUGAGUAUCUAUUGUUGUUAAUCACCGGAUUUCUUUGUAGCGUCAUCCUGUUCAAGUUUUUAGCAGCACUUAGGUUAGGUACACAGGUUACAACUGAAGAAUAUGAUAAAUUCAUUAUCUGUCAGGUACCCUGUUAUACUGAGAGUGAGGAUUCACUAAGGAAGACGAUUAAUUCAUUAGCUGUGAUGCGUUAUGACGACAGGCGAAAAUUACUUUUUUUAAUUGCAGACGGUAUGAUAGUGGGUAGCGGGAAUGAUCGAUCUACGCCCCGCAUUGUUUUAGAUAUCUUGGGUGUUGAUUCAAACGUGGACCCUGCGCCCAAAUCCUUUCUAUCACUAGGAGAGGGACGUAAACAACAUAAUAUGGGUAAGAUAUACUCCGGUCUAUAUGAAUACUCUGGACAUGUAGUGCCCUUCAUCGUUGUCGUUAAAGUAGGCACACCAGAGGAAAGACAAAAGCCAGGAAAUCGGGGUAAACGAGAUUCACAAAUGGUUCUGAUGCGAUUCUUGAACAAAGUUCAUUUUGAUACCCCCAUGACCCCAGUAGAGCUUGAACUCCAUCAUCAGUUAAAGAAUAUCAUUGGAGUUAAUCCUAGUUUCUAUGAGUUUGUAUUGAUGGUGGAUGCAGAUACAGAGGUACUCCCGGAUUCGCUGAACCGAAUGGUAUCCUGCUUUGUGAAUGAUGCCAAGAUAGUAGGCUUAUGUGGUGAAACAAUGUUGUCGAAUGAAAAAGAUACAUGGGUUACUAUGAUACAAGUAUAUGAGUACUACAUCUCUCAUCAUUUAGCAAAGGCCUUUGAGUCCUUAUUUGGAUCAGUCACUUGUUUACCAGGAUGUUUCUGUAUGUAUCGAAUUCGCUCAACGACACGUAAUCAACCUUUACUGAUUUCAAACCAAGUUAUUAAAGAUUACGCAGAGAACCAUGUUGAUACGUUACACAAAAAAAAUCUCUUGCACCUUGGUGAAGAUAGAUAUCUGACGACACUCAUCUUGAAGCAUUUCCCAAACUAUAAGACAAAAUUCACACCCGAUGCAGGCUGUAUGACGAAUGCACCAGAUCAAUGGCCCGUAUUGUUAUCUCAACGUCGAAGAUGGAUUAAUUCUACUGUUCAUAAUCUGGGUGAAUUAAUGUUCUUACCUCAAUUAUGUGGCUUUUGCUUGUAUAUCAACUUUGUACAAACACAAAUCAAGUUCCUUUAAUGUCUAUCAUCACUUUGGCUGGUGUAUAUGGUCUUCAAGCUGUCAUUUUUAUUUUACGUCGAAAAGUAAACCAAAAAAAAAAAAAAAAAGAAAAAAAAAA
Cokeromyces recurvatus is the source of this 4898-nucleotide messenger RNA. RefSeq names its product chitin synthase. Bases 83 to 4798 code for a protein of 1571 amino acids. Lineage: Eukaryota; Fungi; Mucoromycota; Mucoromycetes; Mucorales; Mucoraceae. Gene Ontology annotation, cellular component: cell periphery; cell septum; myosin complex. The transcript is spliced from 5 exons. Gene Ontology annotation, molecular function: chitin synthase activity; ATP binding; cytoskeletal motor activity. The record is from RefSeq and is a predicted model, not a curated record.